AUGACACAAUUUGUUGAGAAGGUGCAGGAAUUGGGCAUGGAACAGGGGACAAAUCCCCAGCUUCAUAAACUAUACAAUGAGUUUGCAAUAGAUGAAGUACCUUCACUCAAGAGGAUUUACGAUGUGAAGCUGAGACACGAGGCAGCCGUGGAGUUGGUAAAAAAAGUUUGCGAUGCGCUCUCCCAGAGGAGCACUACCGAGAUCACCCAGUUUUUUCAAGAUAGGAACUUGCUGGCUCAAGCUACAGUCAAGGGAAUCAGUGAACUCGUGAAGCUAUCCAUUCAAUAUUUUCCGGAGCUCAUUUGGAUUUCGCCUAAUGAUACUACGUUGGUGACCCUUGCUGUGCAGCAUCGUCAAGAGAGGAUUCUCAGACUCUUCUUGAAGGAGAGCUCAACCAAUAGGUUGUCAAUAGUUCCGGCGCCUACAGAAAUAGAAUCGGGGAAAAUGAUGCUCUCUGCGGCAGAGUGCAACCCUGAUAUCGAUGAUGUAACUAAUGUCUCUGGAGCAGCCUUUCAAAUGCAAAGAGAAAUUCAAUGGUUUAAGGCUGUGGAAAGUUGGGUUACCCCUGACAUGAAAACCGCCAGGUUAACGGUUGAUAAUAAAACAUACUGGCAAGUGUUUGUGGAGAAACACCAAAAGUUGCUUGAGAAUGGACAGAAGUGGGUGAAGGAGACAGCAGAUAAAUGUAUGCUCGUCUCAACUCUAAUUGCCACAGUAUUGUUCGCUGCUGCAUUCUCUAUGCCUGGAACCAAUAAUGACAGUGAUGGAUUCCCAUUAAAGGGUUCUGUCCUGGUUUUUGCAAUUUCAGAUGGGUUAGGUUUGCUUUGCUCUGUGACGGCCAUCUUGCUAUUCUUAGCCAUCUUAACUUCGCGGGAUGAGCCACUAGAUUUUCUUGACUCAUUGCCUGAGAAGAUCAUAAUGGGCCUUUCUUCACUCUUUCUCUCCUUAGCUUUCAUGCUGGUGGCCUUCGCUGCAGCUCUCACAUUUGUGUUGGAUAAGACACUGGAGUGGGUUGUCAUUCCCAUUGCUCUGCUGACCUCUCUCCCCGUGACUUUAUUUGUAGUACUUCAACUUCCCCUGCUAUUCCAGAUGGUUAAAUCCACUUAUGGACCUAGCAUCUUUCAUGCUGAGGGCAUGCGGAAGUGA
This is a messenger RNA of Eucalyptus grandis, 1146 nucleotides long. RefSeq lists its product as uncharacterized. Lineage: Eukaryota; Viridiplantae; Streptophyta; Magnoliopsida; Myrtales; Myrtaceae. The record is from RefSeq and is a predicted model, not a curated record. The coding region runs from base 1 to 1146 and encodes 381 amino acids. The transcript has 3 exons.